GUCGGCGAGACAGCUGUCAAGUGUCAAAGAUGCGUAUUUGUAUCACGAUCUCGUCUCCUGUUACGAGGCACCGUCGUUCGUCGCGAGGUAUACGUCGGUGAUAAGUGCGGAGGCGUGUGUACGUACAUAAUCACGAUGCUCCGUGCGACGCGUAGAAACCGCAGACUCUGCCCCUAAAUGCUCCGCACCGCACCGCGCUAUCUCACGAUACGGCGCGGCGGCAGCCACCGAUUAAGCGAGGAUAACCUCUGAGAGUCCGCGACUCGAGGGACCUUUGCCACGUAAAUUGCGCGUCACGGGCCCGGUCAUGGCGUGUCUGCUGUUGAAUCAGGAAAACGUCCACCUGAAAAUACCGUCGGUCGACACGGUGGACGGCGUCACGUAUUACUGCAUCGAGGUUGCGAUCGCGUCGAUCAAAUGGACCGUGAAACACAGGUAUAGUACAUUUGCGGCGUUGCACGACAGCUUUGUCUCCAAAUAUUGCGUCGAAAAAGACAUUUUACCACCGAAGAAACUCAUAGGCAACAAGUGUGAGGUUUUCGUGGAGAAGCGCAGGCAGAGUCUCGAGAUAUAUCUCAAUGCUGUUUAUAAUUACUUGAAAAAGGCGAUGCCCAGGGAGCUCGCCCUAUUCCUGGAUCUACACGAGUACGAUAUAUAUUUCCUGGUGCAAAGCAUGGCGUUGGAAUUUUUUGUAACGGGUGAUUUGCUACAGGCUUCGACGAGCUACAAAUUCAAUCCUGUACAGUUGUAUGCAAUCAGCGAAAGAUUAAAGCAGCCGUGCCCAUUGCUGGAAGUUGUGGAUAAGGAAUAUGCCUUCAGUCACGUUUUGGAUUUUAAUUCGCGUUUAACUAGCCUCACGAUCGAAGGAAGUUCGGAGCCUUACAAAACUAGCAAUAUUUAUCCGUCCGCUUUGUCUAUUGAAUUAUCCACCUUUAAAAAUGUGCAACAUUUAACGAUUGAUUGGUACCCAGUCGACAAAAUUUACAACAUGGGAAAUCUUCGAGAUACUGUGAUUACGUUAACAGUUACCAAUACCAAGCUCAGAAACAUCGUAGAAUUGGCUAUGUGCGAAGAGGUUCAUAAAAAUAUCGAAAACGCUAACGAUUCUCAUGUAUGGAUGAAGGUGACGCACUUGGACCUCAGUGAUAAUCGCAUAGAAGUUAUAGACGAGGCGAUCAAACUACUGCCGCAAAUAGAAUGCUUGACAUUGAAUAACAAUCACCUGUCUGAAAUAUCCAACGUGACACUGUUGCCGAGAUUAUCUCAGUUGUAUUUAGCAUCGAACAAUUUUACUCAUCUUCCGGAUGAUCUUCACACGAGACUCGGAUAUAUUGUUUACAUCGAUCUGUCACAAAACAAACUCACGUCGCUCGCCAGUUUUUCGAAGCUGUAUUCGUUGGAGGGAUUAGAUGUGAGUUGUAAUCGUAUCGAGAAAAUCGAGGAGGUGAAACACAUCGGUCAUUUGCCAUGCUUGGAGAACCUGAGACUAACGGGCAAUCCAGUAUCGACAAUAGUUGAUUACAGAGUCAAGGUUCUGGAGCCAUUUGGUAAGAGAGCCGCCGAUAUUUGUUUGGAUAAUGAAAAACCAAAUCAAAAGGAACUUGAUACAGUAUCGGUUCAUCAAGCAUUGCGCAUCGCGAGGGAAGGUAAAUCGCCGUCGUUCACCGCAUCCGACGCACCACUUUUCUCCGCUGAAGUUCCAAGUAUAUAGAAAUUUUAAUUGUGGUUCUCUCUAUUAUUGCGACAAUCGUUGCGCGAAGAACAUUUAGAUAUGAAACAAAAAUAUUUUAUAUGGUAUGUAGAUUUGAUCACACUACGAGACUGAUCCUUUCUUCUUGUUAAAACCGUAAUAUUAAUUGUUUUUAGUCUCGAUUUAUCAUACAUUUGCUAUUUUUACGAUGUGAAUAACAUAAGAACGACAUACUUUUUACUUUUACCAUGAUUCUUGAAAACAUGCCAAAUAAAAUAAACUGCGUUUUAUGAAGUUUCCGUGUUGUCUCAUGCAUAAAUUCGAGGUGAAACACGUGUUUCUUGCAAGUAAAUAAAAAGACUACACAAUCCAUGACAAAAUUAUAAAUAUGAACAUAAUGUCAUUUGAUUCAUAAAAUCAAUUUGUAAAAUUUUUACUAUUUUAUACAUAUCAUGCAUAGAGUUUUAUCGAUAACAAUGAA
Molecule: messenger RNA, 2171 nt
Organism: Trachymyrmex cornetzi
Lineage: Eukaryota; Metazoa; Arthropoda; Insecta; Hymenoptera; Formicidae
Product: nischarin
Exons: 3
Coding region: 308-1711 (467 amino acids)
Cellular component (GO): cytoplasm
Molecular function (GO): protein binding; phosphatidylinositol binding
Source: RefSeq, a predicted model, not a curated record